AUGGGCGCAAAUCAAACCCCGCUCCUACCUGAACGUGGCAGGAUCGAUGCCAAACGCCAAAGGUACCGAAGAAGGGACACAAAGGAGGGCGAAAAAGCGUGGACGCUGAUAACCGGCCGCAUUCGUCGUGAUUGCUACCGAGAUGGUGGAACGACCAAGAAUUCUUCGGGACUCCUACGACUGUUCGGCAAAGCUUGCUCACCGCGGCCUGUCGCAGUCUGUCGCAACGUUCGUGAAUCACUCCUCAAUGAUACGCUCGACAUCGUGCCAUCGCUUAGCUUGUGGCUCUCCAUCGCGGCUGUUCCGAAUGGUUCCUUCGGAAGCACACCGACGAUCUGGGAACAGUGA
This is a messenger RNA of Pseudozyma hubeiensis SY62, 348 nucleotides long. RefSeq lists its product as hypothetical. Lineage: Eukaryota; Fungi; Basidiomycota; Ustilaginomycetes; Ustilaginales; Ustilaginaceae. Bases 1 to 348 code for a protein of 115 amino acids. The record is from RefSeq and is a predicted model, not a curated record. The transcript has 2 exons.